Molecule: messenger RNA, 463 nt
Organism: Jatropha curcas
Lineage: Eukaryota; Viridiplantae; Streptophyta; Magnoliopsida; Malpighiales; Euphorbiaceae
Gene: SMP1
Product: seed maturation protein
Biological process (GO): seed dormancy process
Source: RefSeq, a predicted model, not a curated record
GAGAGAGAGAGAGAGAGUUGAUGGAGAAAGAAUGGCAAAGAGUAAGGAUGAUAUCAAGUAUGGGACAGCACAGGCAAAGCUAUCAGAAGAUGAAAGUCUAAGGAUGAGGUAUAAGCAUGGGACUCCGCUUGAAGGAGGCAAGAUUGCUGAUUCUGAGACUGUUGAUCUCUUCUCUAGUGCUCAUAAUAUUCCCAAAUCAUCGGACUCCGCCACUUCCACUGAUCAAUCUCAGAGCCACCGCCCCUCGAAUGCCGCCGGAGGAAAUGCUACCAAUAACAAUCCCACCACUACCAAUGAUUGAGAGUUUUAUUUUGUUUCAUGUAAUCUGAGAGCGUGUCGUAGAAAAAAGAAGUGUUAGAAUGUUUCUUCUGCUGCUCUCCAGAAACUAUAUGUGUAAUAAUAAUUUAGUUUUUUUUUUCCUAAGAUAGCAAUAUAUAAAAAUUAUUAGAUAGUUUUGUAAUAA